AUGAGCUUGGCCGCGUCUGUCCAGGCGGCUCCAGCGAUCGACGUUCCUUCAGACGCCGAGCCAACGGCCCCCCCAGCCUCUUCAAGCAGUCCGCCGACUGGGGCCCCCAUUCCGGGGGUCCACUCCACGGAGGCACCCAUAGUCGAGAGGGGGAGGAGAAGGAAGUCGGUGGCCCAUAGGGUGAGUGGCCGUCGGGCCGCCGCUGACGAGUCCCUCAGCUCCGAAGAAGAGCCGGAGAACCCCUUCAAUGACAGGGACCUGAUCAAGCGGUUGAUCGACGGCUGCAUUCUGCUUGAGGUCAUCAAGAGGAUCGAUCGCGCCGAUCCCGAGCAGCGGGUUUGGGACUCCCUGGGAUCCUUUCUCAAGAUUGGGCACCAACUCCUCGCCAACAUCGAGGCGAUAAAUCGGGCGAGGAGGGAUGCCAUCCAGGCAGAGGAGCAUCGUCGGGCUGAAGUCGCCCACCUCAGGGAAAAGACUGCUGAAGUAGUUGCCCUCCAAGAGGCCCUGGAGAAAGAGAAGCAGGCCCAGGAGGAGAAGAAACAGACCUUGGAGGACACGGUGAGAACGGCGGAGGUCGGGAUCGCCAAUUUGAUGGAGCAGAUUCCAGUCUUGGUCUCGGAGGCCGGGGGUCUUGCGGUAGAGGAGUUCAAGGCCUCCGCAGAGAUGAGAGACCUGAAUGUCCGAUUUGGCUAGGAAGCAUUCAUCAAGGGGUUCGAGCUCUGUCAGGAGAAGGUGGCCAGGAAAUUUCCCGAGCUCGACCUCAACUUCUUGGGCGAGGAGUCUGAAGAUGAGGCCGGGCCUUCUCC
Molecule: messenger RNA, 806 nt
Organism: Elaeis guineensis (African oil palm)
Lineage: Eukaryota; Viridiplantae; Streptophyta; Magnoliopsida; Arecales; Arecaceae
Source: RefSeq, a predicted model, not a curated record